CAUCAAUCUCUUGUUGCCUCCACUGUGUGUUCUCUCUCUCUCUCUCAUGCACUUUGAGUUGUUUUAGCAAAAAAAAAAAAAUGUUGAGGAUGGAGAGAGGUGUUUUUAUGUGGGUGUUUCUCCUUGCAGUGACCUUCUCUCUAGCAGUGGCUUAUGAUCCCCUGGAUCCAACUGGGAACAUCACACUCAAAUGGGAUGUUAUAUCAUGGACCGCUGAUGGAUACGUUGCCGUGGUUACGAUGAACAACUUCCAAAUGUACCGGCACAUCAUGAGCCCGGGUUGGAGCCUGAGUUGGAGUUGGGCUAAGAAGGAGGUGAUCUGGUCCAUGGUGGGUGCGCAGGCCACAGAGCAAGGGGACUGCUCCAAGUUCAAGGGCAACAUCCCCCACUGCUGCAAGAAGACACCCACAGUUGUGGACCUGCUGCCGGGGGUCCCUUACAACCAGCAGAUCGCAAACUGCUGCAAGGGCGGCGUCGUCGCCUCCUACGGCCAGGACCCCGCGUCAGCCGUCUCCUCCUUCCAGGUCAGCGUCGGCCUCUCCGGCACGUCCAACAAGACCGUGAAGCUGCCGCAGAACUUCACGCUGCUCGGGCCCGGCCCCGGGUACACCUGCGGCCCCGCGAAGAUCGUGCCGUCCACCGUCUUCUUCACCCCCGACCACCGCCGCAAAACUCAGGCACUCAUGACCUGGAAUGUGACCUGCACCUAUUCACAGCCCCUGGCAUCCAAGUACCCAACCUGCUGUGUUUCCCUCUCAUCCUUCUACAACAGCACAAUCACUCCCUGCCCCUCCUGCUCCUGUGGUUGCCAAAACAAGAACUGCAUCCAGAGCGACUCGAAACAGCUGAGCACUGCGGGGAUCAACACGCCGAGGAAGGACAACGCGCCCCUCCUGCAGUGCACCCAGCACAUGUGCCCGAUCCGCGUGCACUGGCACGUGAAGCUCAACUACAAGGACUACUGGCGGGCGAAGAUCGCCAUCACGAACUUCAACUACCGCCUGAACUACACGCAGUGGACGCUCGUCGCGCAGCACCCCAACCUCAACAACAUCACCGAGGUCUUCAGCUUCGACUACAAGCCCCUCGUCCCUUACGGCUCCAUCAACGACACGGGGAUGUUCUACGGGAUGAAGUACUACAACGAUCUCCUCAUGGAGGCCGGGCCCCUCGGGAACGUGCAGUCGGAGGUGCUGCUCCAAAAGGACGCGAACACGUUCACGUUCAGACAAGGGUGGGCGUUCCCUCGGAAAGUUUACUUCAACGGCGACGAGUGCAUGCUGCCGCCGCCCGACUCCUACCCCUAUCUGCCUAACUUUGCAUCAGCGAAUGCAGCGGCGGCAAUAUACCGACUCGCUACUUCCGCAGUCCUGCUGCUCCUAAUGGUGUGAACAUGAGCCAAAGGAGAAAACUGGGUUUCGCAUUUUUUGGUGUAGAUAUAAGAAAGAAAUAUGGAUACAGCAGUUUCAGAAAUGGUUGUUACAAGGACAGGAAUGCCAAAGAAUGAAACAGGGUGUUAAGAGAACUGCGAUCGUAAAGUCGUUAUGUUUUGCUGAUCAUUACAUUAUCCCACAAACUUUGCAUCUAAAUGAAGCAUUAUGAAGUUUAAAA
Molecule: messenger RNA, 1611 nt
Organism: Ananas comosus (pineapple)
Lineage: Eukaryota; Viridiplantae; Streptophyta; Magnoliopsida; Poales; Bromeliaceae
Product: COBRA-like protein 4
Exons: 6
Coding region: 81-1391 (436 amino acids)
Biological process (GO): cellulose microfibril organization; plant-type cell wall cellulose biosynthetic process
Cellular component (GO): plasma membrane
Source: RefSeq, a predicted model, not a curated record